UUCUUCCUCACAUUCCUCACCAAACUCAAUAACACACACACAGACGUACACACAACAAUGUCUCCUUUCAAAAUAUUCUUCUUUGCGGCUCUUCUUGCGGCUGUGUUUUCAUUCUCCGCCGCUGAUUUCAACAGCGACGUCAACGUAGCUUGGGGAAACGGCCGUGGGAAGAUACUCAACAACGGACAGCUUCUUACUCUCUCCUUAGACAGGUCCUCUGGUUCUGGUUUUCAAUCCAAAACAGAGUAUUUGUUUGGAAAAAUCGAUAUGCAGAUUAAGCUUGUUCCUGGUAACUCAGCAGGAACCGUCACAACUUUCUACCUGAAAUCUGAAGGAUCGACUUGGGAUGAGAUAGAUUUUGAGUUCUUGGGUAACAUGAGUGGAGAUCCUUAUACUCUACACACUAAUGUUUACACUCAAGGUAAAGGUGACAAAGAGCAACAAUUCUAUCUCUGGUUCGACCCAACAGCGAACUUCCACACUUAUUCAAUCCUCUGGAACCCUCAAAGAAUCAUAUUGACAGUCGACGGUACACCAAUUAGAGAGUUCAAAAACUCUGAGUCAAUCGGUGUUUUGUUUCCAAAGAGCAAGCCGAUGAGGAUGUACGCGAGUCUUUGGAACGCAGACGAUUGGGCAACGAGAGGUGGUCUGGUUAAAACGGAUUGGUCCAAAGCUCCAUUCAUGGCUUCUUACAGGAACAUCAAGAUCGAGGGGUGUGUUCAUAUAAACGGAAGAUCGUCUUGUAGCCCAAGCUCUAGUUGGUACACUCAACAAAUGGAUGCAACUAGCCAAGCUAGACUCAGAUGGGUUCAGAAGAAUUACAUGAUCUACAACUAUUGCACGGACCGUAAGAGGUUCCCACAGGGAAUCCCUCGUGAAUGUGCACCAAGCGCAUAGAAUAUUUUAAUUAUAAAGUAUAUAAUAUAUACUUCUGUGUGAAUGCUCUAUGUUUCUUCUUUUGUUGCUUGGGUUUGAUUCUUUCGAGUGUAUAUUUAUGUCCAGUAACGCAAAAGGUGUGUAUAUUUAUAAAUCUAUAUAUGUAAAGAGUCUAAAAGAUGUCUUUGUCAGUAAAAUAACAUGUUUAUGAAAAUGAUUACUUUUCUAUU
Messenger RNA from Brassica rapa (field mustard), 1106 nucleotides. Its product is annotated as xyloglucan endotransglucosylase/hydrolase protein 24. Lineage: Eukaryota; Viridiplantae; Streptophyta; Magnoliopsida; Brassicales; Brassicaceae. Gene Ontology annotation, biological process: cell wall biogenesis; xyloglucan metabolic process. The record is from RefSeq and is a predicted model, not a curated record. Gene Ontology annotation, cellular component: cell wall; apoplast. Gene Ontology annotation, molecular function: hydrolase activity, hydrolyzing O-glycosyl compounds; xyloglucan:xyloglucosyl transferase activity.